AAAUAGCGGAGUUAAAUCAGUAAUAAGCACUAAAAAAGAAAAAAAAAUUUUUUUUUUCUAUCUUUUUUAACUUACAUUUUAUCCCUAAAAAAUGGAGUUACCCAACCUUAAUAUCAUCACAUCACAAGGUUCCCUUAAGGAAGCUUUAUUAGAGGUAAAUGCAGAUGGUCUUAUUCUCAUCUUUUCCAAAAAGGAAUCGCUGACUUCAGUUAUUCCUUCCGUCCAACGCCAUUUGGAACUUGAUGGUACAUUUGGUGAUGACCUUCAAUUGGUUUUACCUUCUGAUGGUGAACCCUAUGAACGCAUCUUGAUUGCCCCUACUGGUUCACUCACCAAUGAUUUUGAUGAUGUACGUCGUUUUAAAGACUGUGCUUAUGAAGCUGGUCAACGUGCCCUUAAGGUCGGUAUCCGUCGUCCUCUCGUUUGUUUUGCUGACCCACCACAGACACCUCCUUCAGCUUGGACCUUUAACGAUCAACUUCAUGAUUAUCAACAUUAUUUACAAGUAACCAUGUUGGCCAUGUUGGAAGCUGAAUUCGAACCCAUCGAUGUUCGUCGUCAUCGUGCUCCUAUUCAAUUCGAGUCACUUACUUUCUUGACAGAGGAUCAACUCGAUGUGGAAACAAUAUUAAAGGAGGUUCGUGCAAUGGAAGCAGGUCGUCGUGUGUGUAAAGAUAUUGGUAACCCAGAUCCUGAAAUCAUGUCACCCAUCAACAUUGCCAAUUAUAUUAAGGAACAAUUUGCCAACCUUGAUAACGUUAAAGUAACUGUAAUGGAGGAUAUUGAAGAAAUUAAAAAGAAUUAUCCUUUAGCUCAUGCUGUCACUAGAGCUUCUUUAGCUGUUGAAAGACAUCAUCCACGUAUUGUUCAUUUUGAAUACAAGUCACCUGAUCAGUCUCAAGUGAAAGAAAAUCUUUAUUUUGUAGGUAAGGGUGUCACUUAUGAUACAGGUGGUGCUGAUAUCAAAUGUAGUGGACAUAUGCGUGAUAUGUCUCGCGAUAAAUGUGGUGCAGCUGCUGUUGCUGGUUUCUUCAAAACGAUUUCAAUGUUGAAUCCAACCAAAGUCAAUGUAACAGGUGGAUUAGCUCUUGUACGUAAUUCAGUAGGACCCGACAUGUAUGUCUCAGAUGAAGUCAUCGUCUCACGUAACGGCACACGCGUCUUAGUAGGCAACACAGAUGCAGAAGGUCGUAUGGUGAUGACCGACUUACUUUGUGAAUUUAAGGAACGAGCCAUUGCUUCCGAAUCUUCUCAACCUUCAUUAUUAUUUACAUGUGCUACCUUGACGGGCCAUGCCAUCCGUGCUUAUGAUGGCUAUGGUAUUACAUUAGAUAAUGGUGUAGCACGUCAAAAUAAGGUAAGUCGACGUAUUCAUGAUGCGGGUCAUGUCUUGGGAGACCCCUUUGAGAUCUCUACAUUACGUCGUGAAGAUUUAACAUGUGUGAGACCUGGAAGAUCAAGUGAAGACCUCGUCUCUGCUAACGAUCAACCUUCUACCAUGACCAAUCGUGGUCAUCAAUACCCUGCUGGUUUUAUGUUGCAGGCAUCUGGUUUGAACAAGCAUGGUAUUGAUGGUGAUAUCAAAUUAGGAUAUACACAUUUGGAUGUUGCAGGUUCCGCUGAGACAACAGGUGCAGUUGGUUGGAGUUUACCUCGCGUUACUGCAUCCCCCAUUUUAGCUCUUACAGGUGCUUUCCUUCUUUAAAGGAAAACACAACAAACAAACAAACACACACACGCACAUACACACACACACACACAAAUGACUUUUUAUAUGAAAGAAAUAAAAAACAAAAAUUUAUAAUUUA
Messenger RNA from Cokeromyces recurvatus, 1808 nucleotides. RefSeq lists its product as uncharacterized. Gene Ontology annotation, molecular function: manganese ion binding; metalloaminopeptidase activity. Gene Ontology annotation, cellular component: cytoplasm. Lineage: Eukaryota; Fungi; Mucoromycota; Mucoromycetes; Mucorales; Mucoraceae. The record is from RefSeq and is a predicted model, not a curated record. The transcript has 2 exons. The coding region runs from base 92 to 1705 and encodes 537 amino acids. Gene Ontology annotation, biological process: proteolysis.